Molecule: messenger RNA, 4977 nt
Organism: Scophthalmus maximus (turbot)
Lineage: Eukaryota; Metazoa; Chordata; Actinopteri; Pleuronectiformes; Scophthalmidae
Product: rabenosyn-5
Exons: 12
Coding region: 431-2770 (779 amino acids)
Molecular function (GO): metal ion binding
Source: RefSeq, a predicted model, not a curated record
CACAUGACCAGGCUGCUGCCGCCGCUGCUGCUGCUGCAGCUGGUGUUGUCGAGCUGUCACUGACAAAACAAACUAUCAACAACACACCUAUUGUGUCAUACACCUACGUCCCACAGUGUCUCUGCAGCAAUAGUUUGGUAUGAACGAGCGAAUGUGGUUGAAACACACAGUCCCGAGUAGAGCACGUGUUUACAUCUCUGUUGCAUUUCAAGGAAAGUUAUCAAUAUAUAUAAAUAUUAAAUCCCGUCAAGAGUUGAAGUUAAUUCAUGGAUUUUGUUAAAUCAAACUUAUCUCGCUCUUCAGUGUCCCGGGAUAUUCUUCUGGCGUGAUGGAGCUGAUGCGGGGUGGAUCGCACACCCAGUGACAUGGGGACCGACGCAGGAUCCCACCUUGCACCUCCUCUCGAACAACACAGCUCCUGACCGCUGUCAUGGCCUCCGGCUACCCUCCGCCCUUCGAGGGCACAGGCGAAGUGAAGGAGGGCUUCCUUUGCCCACUGUGCCUGAAAGACCUGCAGUCGUUCUACCAGCUCCAGGACCACUACGAAGAGGAGCACUCUGGGGAUGACCGUCAUGUGAGGGGGCAACUUAAAAGUUUGGUUCAGAAGGCAAAGAAAGCUAAAGACAAGUUCCUAAAGAGGGAUGGAGAUGACCGACCGGAUACUGGCAGCUAUGAGUCCUUCUACUAUGGUGGAGUUGACCCGUAUAUGUGGGAGCCUCAGGAACUGGGGGCAACUCGAAGUCACCUGGACGUAUUCAAAAAACACAGGGCAGCCAGGAUAGACCAUUAUGUGAUUGAGGUCAACAAGCUCAUCAUCAGACUGGAGAAGUUGACGUCGUUCGACAGGAUUAACUCCGAUGCUGCCAAAAUCAGAGCUAUUGAGAAGUCUGUAGUUUCAUGGGUGAGUGACUCGGACGUCCCGUUCUGUCCCGACUGUGGAAACAAGUUCAACAUGCGAAACAGACGCCACCACUGUCGUCUCUGUGGGUCUAUCAUGUGUCGGAGGUGCAUGGACUUUGUCCCCAUACCUUUGGCCCAGAAGCUGAUAAGCGGGACACGAGAAGCCCUGUGUGCACACGGAAGCCCCGGUCACUCCCAGUCUCCCCCGGCAGCAGGCGGCAGCAGUGGCAUGGGCUCCAGGAGAGGCAGCAUCAGCAGCCUGAGCAGCGUCACCUCCAUGCUGGAGGAAAAGGACGACGAGAAGAUCCGCUGCUGCCACCACUGUAUGGACACACUGUUAAAGAGACAGCAGAAGUUGGAAGAGAAGGACCACAUGCCUGACAUCGUGAAACUUUAUGAGAGGCUCAGGAUGUGCAUGGACAAAGUGGAUGAAAAGGCUCCCGAAUAUAUCCGAAUGGCCGAGUCUCUCAAUGCCGGAGAAACCACGUACAACCUCGACACUGCUGGUGGACUCAGACUUGAAGUACAGAAAUACUAUGAACUGAUUGACGCAUUAAGUAAGAGGAUUUUAACACUGGGAGUUAAAGAUGAUCCACCACCGCAUCCAAAGUCGCUCCAACUGCAGAGGAUGGUUCGAUAUACAGCCACACUAUUUGUUCAGGAGAAGCUGUUAGGUCUCAUGUCUUUACCCACUAAGGAGAAAUAUGAAGAGCUAAAAGAAAAGAGGAAACAAGAACAAGAGAAGAGACUCCAACAAGAGAGACUGUCAGCCCAGGAGGCCCUGAAGAAGAGGCAGGAGCCUGAGAGAAACCGUCCACCUGUCAGUGCUAACGGAGAGCUGCCGCAAGCCCCUAGAGCGCCACGCAUGACCAAAGCUGGUGGCUGGUUGCCCUCGGCGGACUCGGGUCAAACACGCAGCGAGCUGGAGGACCCCCUCCUGCAGCAGAUUGAGAACAUUCAGUCGUUCCUCCGCCAAGCGCGGGAGGCCAAGAGAACAGACGAGGUCACCAUGCUGGAGGAGAACCUGCGUCAGCUGCAGGACGAAUACGACCAGCAGCAGACCAGCCUGGCCAUCGCUCUCUCCCAGAGGCUGGCUGAAGAGAGGAGCUUGCAGCUGGGGGAGUUCCAUCGCCUGGAGGCCUGGGAGAGGGAGGACAGGGAGCCACAGGGCCCCGCCGUGGGCUCCACUGAGUCUUCCUUCACCAGGGAGAGGUUUCAAGAUGUCAGCCCAGCAGGCGGCUUCCAGGGAGAGCAAGACACUGAAGCAGACGAUCUGACUCCUACAGCCGAGAGGAGCCCGUCAUCUGUCAGAGCAUUCCCUGCUCUCACGAGCCAGGAGGAGUCGCCUCCCAGGUUGAGGAGCUUAGGGGGGCACAUAACCCCGCCUGGUGGCGAAGGACCGAACAGCACUCCCCUCAACCCUUUUGAUGAGGAGGACUCCACUCCCGUUGAGGAGGAUCCAACCAAUCCUUUCUCGGAGGACAUCAAGAGGGAACACAAAGACGUGACCAAUGGUAAGAAAGAAUACAACCCCUUUGAGGAGGACGUUGAGGAGAACAGUCCGGCUGAGCCCGUACCCAGGAACCCCUUUGAGGACGACGACGACACCGACCCAAGUAACCCUUUCACAGAGGCCUCUGGGAAUUCUCCAGGAGUGUCGACCAACCCCUUUGACGGGGAAGACGACGACGAAGCUCUGCCCGAUUUGGACAUGAUAGAGGAGGAACUGCUGCUGCAGCAGAUCGACAACAUCAGGGCCUACAUUUUUGACGCCAAGCUCAGCGGCCGCCUCGACGAGGUGCAGCUCUUGUCAGAGAACCUGAGAGAGCUGCAGCACACCCUACAAGAGCAAAAGAAGAAGAAGCACUGACACCUUUUCUUAUGACCACCCGCUACUUACCAAGUCCUGCAAGGCUAACUCACUUUAGACGACUAAUGAGCCCACUGGUUUUAGUUUGGCUGAUGUCUACUGCACCACAGAAAGCUGUGCUUUGUCCAUGAAUGAAAAGUAGAGGAGACCAGUCAUCUGGAAUGACUCCAUUCAUUUCCAAACAUCUUUUAAAACCACUUAUCCCACACAGGGUCACAGAAGGCUGGAGGCGAUCCCAGCAUGCACAGUUUUUUUAAGCACCACAAGUAAAAAUCCCUUUGUACAGGCAGCGUUGCAAAUAUGAACAAUGGAAGAUGGAAGAAUGCCACUUGAAAGAUCUUUUUUAAAUGGGACAUUCAGAUGGUCUGUCUCUGAGUUGUGUCUGAAUGUGUUCUUGUGGAAGUCAGAAUGUGCGUCGUGAUUCUCUGCCAGAAGCUAUGAAUGAAGACAUAACAUGUUACCAUGGCUACAGUUGAGCAAACCAGCCACGGAAUUGAUUGAUGCACAAAACCCAUGUUGAAAUAGUUUUGUUUUUUCUUCGUGGUGAUUAAAAAUAAAUUAUGGACAGUAUUAAAAAAUUGAUGCACCAGAACCAGAGAUUUAAAAAAAAAAAUCUUCCUUGACAAAAUUUCUUGCUUACAUUAACCUGGAGAUUUGGCUGUGUUAUACUAGUAGUGGCUAAUGUAGCCUUAAGCAGGAUCGGGCUACAGAGGCCUGGAAAGUUCACUUCUCAAAACCCCAGAUUUAAUUUAAAAAGAAUUGUCAUCUUCAUCACUCGAGAAGAUUAAUCUGAUUUUUCUCUGGAGUCACAAAAUGGCUUCAAACAAGAUCUUUUCACAUAUGCAGAACUAAUCCCCCCAAACCCCUCAAACUUUGACGCGUUAAGUCCACAGGAGUCCUUUUGUUAUUAAUGUCUUUGUGUCACUACAACAACAAUUUGACUAUAUUUGUGGUUAUUCAUAUUCCUGCUGUUCAUUUAAUUAAUGCCAAAGAACAAGAUCAUGCACGACUGUUCUAACUGGGUCAGGAACUGUUUUAAUUUAAUAACAUGUAAAUUUAACUUUUGUGAGUCUUUUUGGGGGCAACCGAGUAUUUGAAGGAACCUGAUCAUUAAAUUGUUAGAUGUAAUCACCCACUGCUAAUAAUUGGAGGUAAAUUUGCAGUAAAAUAUCAAAGACUGAAAAAAUAUUGUGUAAAAAAACAUGUUCCGCAUGGUUGAAAUGAUCUAGCAGAUUUGAAUAAUAGUUUUUGUGCAUCUGGAUUGACAUGGUUAAAUCUGAGACCUUUUUUUAAAACAAUUUAAAAAAUAUGCAUCUUAAUUGCCACAGCAAGCCGAGUGAACCAACGGUUGCCCGUGUCCUGCUGUGCGACGCUUGCCAGGUGCGGUCUUGAUGUUUACAGUGGCACCACUGGUCCAGUGGUCUUGCGCCAUUCAUGUGUUCUGAGUCUUUCAAGUGUUUGUAAUGCUGGUCUUUCUACGGAGCUCGUGGCCAAAAGCCUGUCUUCCUGCUUCUGUUUAUUAUUUUUUUUAUACAUUUGGACAAAUUGACAAAAAUCUUUCAAAGCAUCGCUCUUGUUCCGCGCUGUUGGCCAAGAUUGGUAUGUUAAAGCAUGUGAUCGGUUCGGUUUGUUUCAUCUCAGAAGUCCAGUCAAAGACGUCCAUCCAGCUGGCUUGUCCCAGCAUUUGCCAUGUAUAUAUUAAACUCUACUCUCCAGAUGCAGCGUAGGCAACUUUUUAGUCAACAACUAAGGCACCAGAAUUCACAAGAAAUCCCAGUGUUCAGAAAAAUCCAACGCCUAAAUUGUUAGGUCAAAGCAACACUUUAGACCCAUUUACACUACAUGAAUGCCAGCAAGUAUUAUCACUCAGUGCUGCUAUGGUCUGUCCUUCAAUAAACCUAACUGUCCACAUUUCUCUCAAUAGAAACGUGUUUUGUGUUGCCUGUUAAUCUCACACUACUUAUCUGUGUUGUCCACAGAAGACGCUAAGCAAACGGUGAUGCUAGAUGUUUUGUGACAAGUGUGAAUAAGUUGACGAGCAGCUUCUUAAUGUAUGUUGGCCGUUGAUUUUAGCUUUGGAAGUAGCUAAAAUUUGACUAACACCUCUGUAUUUAAAACAAUUGCAACAGCAAAAUUCUGGACACGCGGACAUCGCUGUAUUAACUUUCCAUCACAGCACCAAUAAAAAAAAGUUGUCUACUCUAAAA